Molecule: messenger RNA, 1864 nt
Organism: Ipomoea nil (Japanese morning glory)
Lineage: Eukaryota; Viridiplantae; Streptophyta; Magnoliopsida; Solanales; Convolvulaceae
Product: aspartic proteinase nepenthesin-1
Exons: 1
Coding region: 305-1660 (451 amino acids)
Biological process (GO): proteolysis
Cellular component (GO): extracellular region
Molecular function (GO): aspartic-type endopeptidase activity
Source: RefSeq, a predicted model, not a curated record
CUUUGACGUUUAGAUGAACUUGAUAAUUGAAAUGCCUAAUUAGCUACGUACUAUAUACUAUAUAGUAUAUACCAUUUUCUCUCCUCUUUAUAUAUUCCUAUUUCAUCUCAUUCUUCUAAGUCGUUCGCCUUCCAUUUAUUCCGUUCGAUCCGAUCAGAUCCAUCUUUUUUUCAGAGAAGUUUUGUCUUUCUUCAGACCAUUUCUUCCCCUAAACGCUAUAUAUAGAGACGAAAGUUGCUGAGUCUGAUAUAAUUUGGUGACGAUUGAGUUGUGUUAGAGGAUUGGGAUAAAGGAAAAAAAAAUAAUGGGGUUUUCAUUUCCGUUAAAGUUCUUGAUCGUCAUUGUUUCCGUUUCGAUCUUGUUAGUGUUGCCGGUGAAUUCCACGUCCAGGAAUAAUGGGAUCAAACGGAGUAGAGGGUUUCAGGUGAGUCUCCGGCACGUGGACUCCGGCGGGAACUUCACGAAACUCGAGCGUUUGCAGCGUGCCAUGAAGCGCGGGAGGCACAGGCUCAACAGGCUGAGUGUGUUGGCGGCGGUGGGGCCGUUGGCGGAGGACGCCGACGUGAAGUCCCAGAUACACUCCGGCUCCGGCGAGUUUUUAAUGGAGCUGUCCAUCGGGACUCCGCCGUCGCCGUUCGAGGCUAUUCUGGACACCGGAAGCGACUUGGUUUGGACGCAGUGUAAGCCUUGCCGGCAGUGUUUCACACAGAAAUCGCCGAUUUUCGACCCGAAGAAAUCGUCUUCCUUCUCCAAACUCCCCUGCGGCCACAAGCUCUGCGCGGCGCUGCCGAUGUCGUCGUGCGACGAAGGCUGCGAGUACACGUACGCCUACGGCGAUUAUUCCACGACUCAGGGAACUAUGGGGUCGGAAACGUUCACGUUCGACGAUAAAGUUUCAAUCCCAAACGUCGCGUUCGGUUGCGGCGACGAUAAUGAAGGGACCGGAUUCAGUCAAGGCGCCGGCCUCGUCGGCCUCGGCCGGGGACCAUUAUCGCUGGUCUCUCAGCUCACCGAGCCAAAAUUCUCCUAUUGCUUAACCGCCAUCGGCGGCGGCGACGGCAUCGACGACACCAGCGCAAAGAGCACGCUCCUAAUGGGAUCUCUCGCGGGAAUCAAACCCGGGAAAUCCGGAAAGGUUGUUACAACCGCUUUGGCGAAAAACCCGUUACAGCCCUCCUUCUACUACAUCACCCUCAAAGGAAUCACCGUCGGCGGCACGCGCCUCCCGAUCCCGGAGUCUUCCUUCAACCUCGCCUCCGACGGGAGCGGCGGGAUGAUAAUCGACUCCGGCACCACCAUCACGUACCUGGAGGGGAAAGCAUUCGAGGCGGUGAAGAAGGAGUUCGUUAAGCAAAUGGAUCUCCCGGCGGACACUUCCGGAUCAACGGGGCUGGAGCUGUGCUUCACGCUCCCGGCCGACGCCGAUGACAUCACCGUCCCGAAAAUGAUCUUCCACUUCGACGGCGAAGACGCGGAUCUAGACCUCCCCGGCGAGAACUACAUAAUCGCCGACAAGAGCUCCGGGAUGGCGUGCUUGGCCAUGGGAAGCUCCGGUUCAAUGUCCAUAUUUGGCAACGUGCAACAGCAGAAUAUGCUGGUGGUUCAUGAUCUUACCAAGGAGACUCUCUCUUUUGUACCAACACAAUGUGAUCAAUUGUGAUGAUUCACAAUAACUUGCAACUCGAUCAUGGUGUCAUGCAUAUAUAUGUUGGGAGAUUUUAAAAAUCUCGACCUAAAUUAUCAGGUUAUACUUUGUGGUUUGUUAAAUUAUUGUACUUUAUAUUUAAAGUACAAUAUUUGAGACACAAAAUAUAACUCACUGGUGCAAGUUAAAAUGCAGCAAUCGCAUUUUAAAAAGUUUGUU